Cryptomeria japonica (Japanese cedar) is the source of this 2034-nucleotide messenger RNA. RefSeq lists its product as uncharacterized. Lineage: Eukaryota; Viridiplantae; Streptophyta; Pinopsida; Cupressales; Cupressaceae. Bases 1 to 2034 code for a protein of 677 amino acids. The record is from RefSeq and is a predicted model, not a curated record. The transcript is spliced from 4 exons.
AUGAGGACGGCAGGCGGUACCGAUGCUGACAGCUGGGAAGCCAUGGAAUGGACCAAUUCCUCUCAUCAAGAGGUUGCUAUGCUUCUCCUUGACUUCGAAAAAGCCUACGACAGAAUUGAGUGGGACUUCAUCUUGAUGAUGCUAAAAGCCUUUGGAUUCCCUGAUAUCUUUUGCAAGUAUAUUCAAAUUCUUUUAAAAGAUGCUUCUGCCAUGAUUGAUGUCAAUGGAUCCCUAACCAAUCCCAUUCCUUUGUCUCGGUCUAUUCGUCAGGGUUGCCCUCUUGCUCCUGCUCUUUUUGUCAUUGCUUCCGAUGCUCUUCAUUAUAUCCUUAAAGAUGACACCAUCUCCCCUAAGGUGUGUGGUAUUACUCUUCCUAAUGACUCCGAGCUCCUCAAUAUUCAAUUUGUCGAUGACACUUCUCUCUUUCUUGAGCUCAGUUUUGACAACCUAAUCUGCCUUUGUAAUAAACUUGAUAUGUUUGGUAAGGCUUCUGGAGCUCGUAUUUCCAGCUCCAAAUCCAUUAUGCUGGGAUGGAGUGAUCAUCCUCCGGACUGGCUUUGCCAAUUCGGUUAUUCCUGGGGAGGACCUAACCAGAUUGUUAGGUAUCUUGGUAUCCCCUUUUCUGUCAAGCCUUCCCUCAAAGAUAUGUGGUUAUGGAUAAAAGACAAGAUUUUCAGAAAACUUAAUAAAUGGAAUCAUAGACUCUUAUCCCUUGUUGGAAGAGUCCAGAAAGCCAUCAGGCACUUUCUUUGGUCAGAUGGCAACGGUUCUAGGAAAGCCCAUUCUGUUAAAUGGGACUGGUGCCAUCUAGAGAAAAGUCUUGGAGGGCUUGGUCUUAAAGAUCUCAAACUUCAAGGAAUGGCUCUUGCUUCUAAAUGGAUCCUUCAAUCCCUUGUUGGUGACGAGCCCUGGAAAGUUCUUGUCAGAAAUGACAUUCAGAAUGGAGUGCCUAAAACUGCUAAAUCUUGGAAACAUCUCCCCUUCAGUGAUUUGGUUUUUGGCAAUUUCCCCAUAUCUGUGAAGGGAACUUGGGUUUUCCAUUCCUUAUGGAAAGCAUGGGAGAACAUUCGACACUAUAUUGAUAACUCAGCCUUUGAUUAUCAUUAUACUCUUCAAGGUGAGCGAUCAAUAUGGUGGAAUCUUCUCCAUCAAGGUAGACCCCUUGCUUUGACUAAAGGCUGUUCGGCUAAAUUUUGGGCCAACAAGGGUGUUAAGUAUAUCAUGGAUAUCCUUGAUCACAAUCAGCUCAUCAGUUGGGAAGACCUUGCUAAUCAAUUUGAUAUCCCUGCUUCUCAUAAGCGAACGUAUAACCUCAUCAAAAUGGCUUGUUCUCACCUUAAUCUCCCUCGUAAUACUGAUGUGGAUUCUCACCGAUUUCUCUCUUUUAGGCGGCAGGAUGGUACUCACCUCUCUUCUAUCAAAGCUAAAGAUAUAUACCGAUUUCUUAACCAUGAUACCUCUGUUUCUCAACAUCUUAAUGUCAUUUGGUACUCUUCCUUUUCCUCCUCUGAUUGGCAUAAAAUGUUUGAUAAGCUCUGGAAAGCUCCUAUUCCUCCUAAAAUUCAAUGCUUUAAAUGGCUGCUCCUGCUGGACAGGCUGCCCAUUAGAAACCAGCAUGCCACCCUUGAUAUUUGUUCUAUCUGUAGAGUUCCUGAAACUAUGAGACAUAUAUUUUUCGAUUGUUCCUUUGCCCAUGAAGGUUGGCUCAUGUUUGGUAUUUGCAUCACUCGCUAUGUCUGCUGCGUGCUCAACCUAGAAAAAAGGAAGUUGCUCAGAUUUUUGCGUGAUGGUCGGGCUACAAUGUUUAUAUAUGAGAUGCAGAAUGGUUAUGAGUUAGCUAGUGUGCUGGACAACCAGAUGGCGUUUGAUGAAGCCCUUGCCAAGCUCAUGCAGGAGAUCCAAAACAGCAAAAACCCCUCUGUUGAUAACCUUCAGGUCUUUCAUCAACUGCUGGAACAGAAAAAGGCUAUCUGGAUGGAGGGACCCAUUGGUUGGACAUCCUGGGUCAACAAAUUUGAAGAUGUUUACCCAUAG